Molecule: messenger RNA, 655 nt
Organism: Hippocampus zosterae (dwarf seahorse)
Lineage: Eukaryota; Metazoa; Chordata; Actinopteri; Syngnathiformes; Syngnathidae
Gene: cdnf
Product: cerebral dopamine neurotrophic factor
Exons: 4
Coding region: 16-603 (195 amino acids)
Biological process (GO): neuron projection development; dopaminergic neuron differentiation
Cellular component (GO): endoplasmic reticulum
Source: RefSeq, a predicted model, not a curated record
CAGUGACAUUGGUUCAUGUGUCUCCGGAGCAAAGGGAGCACAUUUGGUUUGGGCCAUGCAGCUAUUAAUAACAGCAAACACCACACCAUGUCGUCGCUUCUCCUCUGCACUCUGUUGCUUUUAAAUUGGGUGUCUUGUUCCAAGGCAGGAAACUGCGAAGUGUGCGUGGGAUUUCUCCACAGACUAUAUGGAAGCGUGACGGCAACCCAUAAAGAGCUGACCCCUGCUCUGAUGGAGAAAGAACUUUUGCGAGCUUGCUCUAUUGCACAGGGGAAGGAGGCGAGGCUGUGUUACUACCUCGGUGCCAGCAACGACGCAGCCACCCGCGUCACAGGGUCUGUCUCGCAGCCUCUGGCCUCCCACGUUCCUGUGGAGAAGAUAUGCCAGCGCCUCAGCAGCAGGGACACGCAGAUAUGUGAACUUAAACAUGAGCCCGAGUUGAGGGACCUGAGCAGUGAAGACCUGAAAAAGAUGCGAGUGCUGGAGCUGAGGAAUAUUUUAGCCUCGUGGGGAGAGGAGUGCCGAGGGUGCCUGGAGAAACACGAGUUCGUCAGCCUCAUCCUGGAGAAAGCCCCGCGCCAGAGUCGAAAAGGAGAAUUGUGAAUUACCAUGUUUAAAAAAAAUAAUUAAAAAAAGCAAUUCAAAUAUAUUAAAA